Molecule: messenger RNA, 3866 nt
Organism: Patiria miniata (bat star)
Lineage: Eukaryota; Metazoa; Echinodermata; Asteroidea; Valvatida; Asterinidae
Product: angiopoietin-1 receptor-like
Exons: 15
Coding region: 1-1707 (568 amino acids)
Biological process (GO): positive regulation of kinase activity; cell surface receptor protein tyrosine kinase signaling pathway; protein phosphorylation
Cellular component (GO): signaling receptor complex
Molecular function (GO): calcium ion binding; ATP binding; transmembrane receptor protein tyrosine kinase activity
Source: RefSeq, a predicted model, not a curated record
AUGGAGUUGCGUCAGUACAGCAAACCUUGGCUUGUGUUUCCAGUGGUUUGGUGGAAUGGGGAGGGGGGGGGGUGGAGUGUAGGGCAGAAUGAGAAACAACGAGGUGGAAGGGCUGUCUCAUCCAGUGUCAGGGAUGUGACAGAGAUUGACCACUACGGGGUCCUGGGUGUUUUCCUGCUGGCUUGCCCAUUUGUAACUUAUCCAUGCCAACCAUCACCAUGUCAGAAUGGGGGAACUUGUUUCCAAGGCAGCACAUCAGGCGGGUUCUUCUGUAUGUGUUCAACAGGCUUCACAGGAACUCAAUGUCAAAACACAUCAGACAUUGAUGACUGCAUACUCAAUCCUUGUUUGAAUGGAGGAACUUGUAAGGAUGGUCUUGAUAGAUUCACUUGUACAUGUGCUACUGGAUAUACUGGAGGUGACUGUGACACAAAUAUUGCUGACUGCAUACCCAACGCUUGUUUGAAUGGAGGAACUUGUGUGGAUGGUCUUGAUAGCUUCGCAUGUACAUGUGCUGCUGGAUAUACCGGAGACGACUGUGGCACAACUGCUUCGGUAAAUGGAGAUGCCAACACCAUUCUGGUAGUUGUUAUAGGCGUGUUAAGUACACUACUGGUUGUUAUUGUUGCUUCAGUCAUUGUUUAUGCGGUGUGGAGAAGAGUCAAACGAAGAAGACGCAAUAUGGAUGAGGCUGUUCAACCUCCUGCUGAUGUAAUGGAACUCGCAGGUGUUGAUGUCUGGAUGCGACCAGUGGGUGUUGAUUCCCCGGUAUAUGAAGUUAUGGGCCACCCCAAUUGGGCUGCCAAGUGGGAGAUACUGUGGAGCAAUCUCGUUGUUGGGGAACAGGUACUCGGCAGAGGCAACUUUGGAGAAGUCAAGAAAGGAACUUUGAAAAUAGGUGGGAAGAAAACCCCAUCUGCAAUCAAGAUGCUCAAAGGCCAGGCAUCAGACAGGGACCAGAAGGACUUUAUGGAUGAAUUGCGCACCAUGUCAAUCAUUGGCUACCACCAGAAUGUUGUGUCAUUGCUAGGUGCUUGCCAGCAUCAGGAUGUUCUGUAUGUUGCUUUGGAGUUUCUACCCAAUGGUGACCUUCAUAGCUACCUCACGAGAUUUGUAUACUCCAACACAGCGGACAUUUUGACUUCAAAACAACUUUUGAAGUUUGCUCUUGACGUUGCCAGGGGAAUGAAGCAUCUUUCCAAUUUAGGGGUGGUACACAGAGAUCUAGCUGCCAGAAAUAUCCACCUUGGAGAGGAUUUAAUUGCCAAAGUGUCUGGCUUUGGACUCUCCAGAGGAGAGGAUAUCUAUGUGCAAACAUCCACAAGACGUGUUCCCACUCGCUGGCUUGCAAUUGAAUCUUUAAUGCACAAGACAUACACCACCCAGAGUGAUGUGUGGUCGUUCGGAAUUGUUCUCUGGGAGAUAGCAACACUUGGAGGUAGACCUUAUCCUGACAUCCCAAAUGCAAGAACAUUGACGAGUAAGCUCAGAGAAGGAUAUCGCAUGCCCAAACCAGGCAACUGUCAUCAAGACAUUUAUGGCUUGAUGUGCCUGUGCUGGGAUGAAGAUCCAAACAAAAGACCUACCUUCACUCACUUGGUUUCCAGCCUGAGUCAGAUGGAUGCCAACAAAUUAAGCCACACUUAUAUGGAGGUGGAUAGAGCCCAUUACGAGACAGUCAUUCGACGUGAAAUUGACGAAAACUGAGCUACUUCUUCUCAGCCACCCCAUUAAAGGACGGGAUACUUCCAGCCAGACUUUACAAUUGUGUAUACCUUGCUAAACUUAUGUUCAAGAUUUUAAUCAAUAAUGACCAUGGUGAAGAACAUAAUGAACGGUUUGGUUUGGUAGAGUUUAACUUAAAAUUUUGUUCCUCUUUAUUGACUUUUUUUUCAUCUUGCAAUCCUUCUGUUUUCUUCAGCACUUCCAUUUUUGAUCAAUACUAUUGUAUGUGUGUGGUCAGAACCAUACAUCUGCUUGUCACCACCGCCACCAAACCGCCACCAUUGUCAUCAUCAUCACUUCAUUAAAGCCAUGGCACAAAUUCAAGGCUUUGUUGGGUAAAAUCUCUAUACAGUUGCGAAAUUCAGUUUCAUAUUACAUCAAAUCCUUAUACCUCUUUACCUGCCUUCCUUAUUUUACACCUGAUCUGUAGCCGAUUUUGUGCAUGUAAAAACUAGUAAUAAUUCUUUUGAUAAGGUGUAUUGCUGAUGUAAUCUUUAAUCAUGUAUAAAGCAAUAAGGUGGUUUAUUAAGAAAAUUACUCUAUAAUCUUGUAUUUCGCAGAGGACACAACUAUAAUUUUCUAGGUUUGGUUUACAUGUACUUAUCUAUAUAUGAGUAUAGUUUGGGUAUUCUUUUCUAGAAAACUCAAUAGCAUGCAGCAGCAUCUAUAUAUACCAUUGAUUAUACAAUGUACAUGGAAUUUGCAACAUGUCACAUGUUCUUGGUUUGAACUUGUUCAUUAUUUAAAUGUAACUCUACAAAAUUAGUAUAUAAUAUUCAAAAAAAGGGGAACCAGACCAGACCACAGAGUUUACCCAUUUGACAAUGUUGUUCCCACCCAGUCUGAGACUUAAGAAAGCAAAACAGGUUUGUGCAGUACGACUAGUUCACAGACUCACAUUGGGAUGAAGAAAUCGUAAGACCUACUGGAUUUAUCAUCACUAUCCAGAAACUAUUUAGCAUUUCGAGGUAGCUUUCACGGCUCACAGGCCUCGAUUCUAUCCAAUUACUUGUUACCCGACCUACAUACCAAGGGUGCGUGCGUUAACCCACUCAUUUCAAAAGUGAAGAAACCUUGAAUACAGAUUUUAAAAAGAAAAUACUGCUAUUGCUAAAGCGAGCUGAACGUAACAAUUACACAAUGGCCCGUCGUUCAGCCCCGCGUUUGGCCAGUGAGUGCACUCAGCAAUGAAUGUUUUGCCUUGGGCUAGAAAUCGCUCUUCUUUCCAAAUCGAUUCUAUCCAACUACUUGUUACCCGACCUACAUACCAAGGGUGCGUGCGCUAACCCACUCAUUUCAAAAGUGAAGACACCUACAAUUACCUUUUUUUGUUGGUAUCAAAAGCCAAUAACAGCUUUGAUCCAACCGACCCUGACUUUUCAAGUUAUGGGGCCCAAAUGGGUUGGCCAGUAGGGGGAUUUAGACGGGCUUGCCAAAAGGGUAUCAAAUGGGAAAACCCCGGGCAAGCUCUUGCGGGCAGAAUAAUGCCUUGCCCAUGAAGGUAUGAAGGUAAAUUAUACAUACAUUCGUAUGUAUAAAAUGCUAUGUUGAUACUUAUUACCCUUGGCUAACCACUUUGCAUACCAUACGUACUUAAGAUUCACUUCCCAAUCUUACCGUGAUAUAAUAUUUUGUAAACACGUAUUAUGAUGAUUUAAGAAUGUAUACAUUUGUCUAUACGGGGUGAAUGUCUUUUAAGAACAAUGUCUGUAAGACGCGAGCUGAAAUCCUGGCACAUGCUCAGGGAAAAACCCGAAUAUAAGCCCUCUAUUCGGGUUUUCACUUAAAAGAGGGUUUUACGGCAUGUUUUAUUAAGUUAUGGUCUCUACAAAAUCGCACCGAUUUUUAGAAAUGCAGAAUCAGUUAACCAUCCGACGGAAACAUAAACUUACCGACCAUGAGGAGUAAGCAAUUAUGGAUAACAUGCUCCUUGCAAUAUUCUGUUUCAGUCUGUGUCAUGUCCUUAGAAAACAAGAGUUUUUACUAAUGGAAAUCGUGUCAUGCGAUUGUCUUCCAUCUGUUAAUUUCGUUAAUUUAUCCGGCAUAAUAUCACUUUAACUUUUGAAAUUCAUUGUGUUACUCGGAGUAAUUGAUGCAUAUAGGCACUAAUGUUUUUGAAUACGGCAUGUGAAAUAUAUUUU